ACGGACCCUAGCCACGCUGACCUCCUGCCUCUCAUAGCCUCACUGGCGACCCCUCCAGGCCGGGCCGGGCGCAGCACUCCAGGCAAGCGCGGCAAGCUCCUGCGCUCUCCAAAGGAUCCCGUGCCCCCCGGGGCAGCAGGGAAGGGUAAUGCCCUCUGUAAUGGAGAAGCCCAGUGCGGGCUCCGGGAUCUUGUCCCGAAGUCGGGCCAAGACGGCACCCAACGGCGGACAGCCGCACUCGGAGGAUGACAGCAGCGAGGAGGAGCACUCUCAUGACAGCAUGAUCCGAGUUGGAACCAAUUACCAAGCAGUAAUUCCGGAGUGCAAGCCUGAGAGCCCUGCGCGCUACAGCAACAAGGAGCUGAAGGGGAUGCUGGUGUGGUCACCCAACCACUGUGUAUCCGAUGCCAAGCUUGACAAGUACAUUGCGAUGGCCAAGGAGAAGCAUGGCUACAACAUUGAACAGGCACUUGGCAUGCUUCUGUGGCACAAACAUGACGUGGAGAAGUCACUGGCUGAUCUAGCCAACUUCACUCCCUUCCCUGAUGAGUGGACGGUAGAGGACAAAGUGCUGUUCGAGCAGGCCUUUGGGUUCCAUGGCAAGUGCUUCCAGCGGAUCCAGCAGAUGCUCCCUGACAAGCUGAUCCCCAGCCUGGUGAAGUAUUACUACUCUUGGAAGAAGACCCGAAGUCGAACUAGUGUGAUGGACAGGCAGGCCAGGCGGCUGGGUGGCCGCAAGGACAAAGAAGACAGUGAUGAGCUAGAAGAGGGACGAGGAGCUGUGAGCGAGGGAGAACCGGAUACCGGGGACCCCAAGCGAGAGCCUCUGCCAUCCAGACCUCUGAACGCACGGCCUGGUCCUGGGAAGAAAGAGAUCCAGGUAUCUCAGUACCGCCACCACCCACUUCGAACUCGGAGACGUCCGCCCAAGGGCAUGUACCUGAGUCCUGAAGGCCUCACUGCAGUAUCGGGAAGCCCAGACCUUGCUAACCUCACACUCCGAGGUCUCGACUCACAGCUCAUCUCUCUUAAGCGCCAGGUUCAGAGCAUGAAGCAGACCAACAGCAGCCUCCGCCAAGCACUGGAGGGUGGCAUCGACCCUCUCCGCCCCCCUGAGGCCAAUACCAAGUUCAACUCCCGCUGGACCACAGAUGAGCAGCUUCUGGCUGUACAAGCGAUUCGUAGAUAUGGCAAAGACUUUGGGGCUAUUGCAGAGGUGAUUGGGAACAAGACUCUGACCCAAGUGAAGACCUUCUUUGUGAGCUACCGUCGCCGCUUCAACCUGGAAGAGGUGUUGCAGGAAUGGGAGGCUGAGCAGGAUGGGGCCCCCACAGCUCCAGUCCCUGUGGAAGAGGCCAGGCGAGGGGCUCCUGUACCAGCCACAGCCCUGGAAGAAGAUGACGAGGUCCAGAUUACAUCUGUCUCAACAUCAGUACCCCGAUCAGUACCCCCUGCUCCGCCCCCACCUCCACCACCCACCUCGCUUUCCCAGCCUCCUCCACUGCUGAGGCCACCUCUGCCCACAGCUCCCACACUGCUCCGCCAGCCACCUCCCCUGCAGCAGGGCCGCUUCCUGCAGCCCCGGCUGGCCCCCAACCAGCCUCCACCACCUCUCAUCCGCCCUGCCCUGGCUGCCUCUCGCCACAGUGCCCGCCCUGGUCCUCAGCCCCCACCUACCCUGGUUGGAGCCCAAUUGGAGCCCCCUGCACCCUCACUUUGAGCCCUGAAUCCUCCACUGCCCAGGGGCUCCUGAACCCCUUGGCUGGGUAUCUCUGGCAGCACUAAGGACAGAAGGGACUAGGGCUCUUGCCAGGUCUUUCAAAUACCCAGAGCUGCCAGCUGGCACAGCUUGGACCUGUGGGUUCUGCAUGUGUUCCUGGCAGUUGAGCUUGUAAACCCCCAGCCAGGGGCUAGAUCUCAGGGCCUGCAGGGACUCUGGCUUCCUGGCUGUGACUGGAAUGGCUGCCUCCUUGCCUGCCUGCCUGCCUGCCUUUGGAGGGCUUGGCCUCUGGGCCUACCCUUUGUGUGUGGUAGUGACUGAGCCUGGGGGCUGAGGGAGAGCUGGUGUGUUAGCUGGCCUCACCCACCUUUCCUUCCUUUUAGCAAUAAGUCAGGUGCAGUGGAAGGGGACUGGGGUGGGCAUGGCAGAAGCCUUGUGGGAAGAAUGUUGGGAAGCUGUGAGGAGGCCCACUCUGUCCACCCCCAAAAGCUUGGAGAAAGAAGGGUUGGGGACUUACACAGACAUGGGUUUAUUUUUCAACAUUUUUUAAAAAGAAAUAAAUGCAACCUUAAAUGUAAAAAAAAAAAAAAAAAGUGCUCUCUCUCUCUCUUUCUCUCUCUCUCGCUCUCUCUGGUGUGUGUGUGCACAUGUGUGACCUUGUACUUUGAUGACUAAUUUAAGUAAUUCAUACAGCAUUCUUUUUUAUUCAUACUUAACAGAGUAGUCCCAGCUACCCAGGAGGCUAAGAUAGAACUUUACAGAAGCUCCGAGAGUUCAAGAACAGUCAGGGAUCAUAGUGAGACAUUUUCGUACAAAUUUUAUUUAUAAUGUAUGCCUUAAUCAGAUAUCUGUCUCCAGACGAGAGAAUCAUGAAUGGGGUGGCCGCAGGUUCAGAGUUGGAUUUCUUCAUACAACAAGCAGUAUUGGUGUCAGUGCUACGAUUGCAUGGAAUAUUUGAACUCGAUAAAACUUUGAAAAAGCAAAAUGUUAAGUCUUGCGUAAUUGCCCUAAAUAUAACAGGAGGAGGGAUUGUAUACAUUAUAUGUGCUUCCGGGAAAUACGGCAUGCUUUUAAAUUAUACAAACUCUUUUUAGAUAUUCCAAAUUUUACUUUUAAAAGUGGUCUUCAUGGGGUUGGGGAUUUAGCUCAGUGGUAGAGCGCUUGCCUAGCAAGCGCAAGGCCCUGGGCUCGGUCCCCA
This is a messenger RNA of Rattus norvegicus (Norway rat), 2918 nucleotides long. NCBI's taxonomy places the organism in Eukaryota, Metazoa, Chordata, Mammalia, Rodentia, Muridae. The record is from RefSeq and is a predicted model, not a curated record.